Molecule: messenger RNA, 2837 nt
Organism: Trematomus bernacchii (emerald rockcod)
Lineage: Eukaryota; Metazoa; Chordata; Actinopteri; Perciformes; Nototheniidae
Gene: trim44
Product: tripartite motif containing 44
Exons: 7
Coding region: 317-1432 (371 amino acids)
Molecular function (GO): zinc ion binding
Source: RefSeq, a predicted model, not a curated record
ACAAGGAAGUAAACGCUGUCGGAUCGAAGCAGGAGCCCCUUUUAUGCUCUAAAGUGAACGCAGAUCCGUCGACAGCUCAGUAAUAGAAUUCAAAGCACCACGGCUGUGCUAAGGAAGUUAGCCGUCAAGCUAAUUCCUCCACUUAUUUUCACAAAACAAGCCUUAGACGGAGAAACAGGAAGGAGACAAAGACAUAGUGAAGUGAAAGUAGGGUGAGAGGGCAUGAAGAUAAACAAACAAAAGACGUAAAGGUCAGGGCCUGGUGCCAUGCAGAGGAAGAUUAGUCCUUUUAUCCCCAGAAUUAUUAUCAGCCACCAUGGACCAAAAAGGGGAACCCCAGGAUGGAGCUGUGGGGCUGAAACAUGAGGAGCUGCCACAGAUGGAUGGGUCAUGUGAUGCCUGCGAGCCUGACGAGGCCCAACCGGCCACACACGUGUGCUACACCUGCAGCUUCGCCUUCUGCUCUGUCCAUGCUGACAGACAUGCCAGCAGCACACAUCACCCCAUAAUGCCUUACAAUCACGAGGGGACACAGGAUAAUGGACUUGGCAACAGCAGAGACUUUAGAGUCGGAGAUGGAGCUGAGGAUGAGGCUGGUGUGGAGAGGGCAGCUGGGAUGGGCGCUAAUCAGGACAUGGCGCUUCUCGGAGGGGCAAUGGCUAAAGGCGAUGAGAGUGGUGAUGCUGUGGAAAAAGAUGGAGCUCAGAAUGGCGUGCAGCUGGAGGCUGAGCCCGGCGAUGGGGCAGAGGGCGCAGAAGCAGGGCAGGAGGCCGCGGCGGCCGGAGAGGCUGGGAAGAAUAACAACGUGACAGUAGAGAGACUGCGCUGCAAGGAGCAUGAGCAGGAAGGCUCCCUCUACUGUAAAAAUGAUGAGAAAGUCAUCUGCGUGGUGUGCGCCGUGCAAGGUGAGCACCGUGAGCAUGAGAUCAUCACGCUGUAUGAGGCCUACGUCUGGCAGAAGAGCAGGGAGGGGUAUGACCUGCUUGGCUGUACACAGCGGAUGUCUGAGACAAUCAAGACCAGGUGGACCAACCCCGAGAUGUCAGUGGAAGAGCUGGAGGCCUAUGUGAACAGCCAGUUCGAUGAGCUACGCAGACUGGUGCGUCUGGAGGAGAAGAGGACCCUUCAUCUGGUAGACCUCAAAGAAGCCUUCCUAACGGCAUCCGCUGCUGAGAAAAUCGCUGAGAUCUCUGUCGAAACGGAGCGCCUGCAGGAGGAGAUGGCCAACAUCACACACCAGCUGUGCCUGCUGGAAAAGGCGGAGGCGUUGGGCCCUGCGGGGGCAGCAGUAGCUCUGGCAGCGGUACCAGCCCACAGAGUCCAGCGCGACAUUGAGGCCAGGCCAAGGUUUCCAGAGCCAAGGGCACACCCCAUGGACCCCCGGGACUUUGAUGACAAUGAUUCUGGACCAUCCAUGGACCACGCCCCCUGAUACCAGCAGACCUGACUCCUACCAUCCACCUGUCCUUCAGUCUCUGCUCCAGCCAGCCAUCGGCCCCUUUGAGCUGUCAGGCAUCUCCCUUUUACCCCUCUCCCUUUUACCCCUCUCCCUUUUACCCCUUUACCCUUUACCCUUUACCCUCUCCCCUCUCCCCUCUCCCCUCUCCCCUCUCCCCUCUCCCCUCUCCCCUCAUGGUGCCUGCUGGCAGUGAGCUGACCUUGAAGAGGGCUGCUGUGACAAAUAUGGAUGGGCCAUGUCUUUUUCUGCUCUCCAACUUUUGUAAUACCAUACUCGCUACUAACUUUCUUAAAUUAAAGCACACAAGUUAUGUGCAAUCAAUUACCAUCAAGCUCAAUUUCCACCGCCAGUCAGAUCCUUGGCUUACUGGUGAGCCUGGCUGACUCAGACAGGAGCCUGGCUAGGCAGCCGAGCGAGGCAUCUGUUAAGCCCGACAGAUGUCACAAAACGGGAAAUUCUGUGACGCCGUGCGCUUCACACUUCAUCUAUGUCCAAUAUGAUUUUGUUUCGACAAACACUCUGGACACUCCCAGACAAAGAAAAGUGAACUUUUGUAUGCCGAUAUGCCUUACACCUUCGAGAGAAUAUAUUACAAAGCUGAUCUGGGUGUCAUAUUUUUUUAUUGUACUAAAAAAAAAUAAGUGUCUUAAGCUUUCGUUAUACAAUGAUGUCUCUUGCACUUUCCAUCAUGCUGUUGCCUCCCCCCCCCCACCACCCCCUCCUCUCCCUAAACCCUCUGCCCUACCCGCUGACUCUUUAUGCUUGUAGAUUUGCGCACACUUCCUUGCGUUUGUCAGAUCUAUUAAAGAAAGCGGGGGGACAUUUUGACACAUAUUGAUUGGUGAAUGUUGCUGAGUCUUUGUUAGGUGAAAAUCGAACUGUAAUUUGACUGUGCAAAAUAGUACUCGCGCAGUAUCAGCUUUCUUUACACUGUAAUGUAAAGGCUCAUUACUCUUGGCCAAUCUGCAGCACAUGACAGAUUGCAAUCCACGCGAGUGUACGCACUUUCCACCUUGACCCGCUCAGCCAUGGCUCUCAUUCAUGAUGUACCGCCGCAAGUCUGUCUGUGUCAGCAGUUUGUUUUGAAUGUGAUUGAUUCCGUUGCCUUAAAUACAAAAUGGAAAGCGGUGUCACCCUUAAUAUAUGGGACAUGUUUGACAACAACAUGACUUCACUGUGCUGUAGCACUGUACAAAGAUGCACUGAGAGUUGUUUACCCACCGGAAGGGAUAAAUUGGUUUGUCAACAGCAUAUUGAAAUAAGUCCCGCAGCGCAAACUUUAUAACUACCAACAUAAAUCUGACUGUUUGAUGUUUCCACUUGUUUUGAUUUGUCUAUUAUUGUCUUAAAUCUAUAAAUAAACAGUCUGCUUCUUGGA